UUGACAGCUGCUUUGCUGAUAUUGUUUUCCUUUAUUGGUUAUAUUGUAAAACUAAAUUUAGAUUUUAUCCGCAGCUUUUUAUUAAGAAAUUGCAAAAUGGUGAAAAAUAAAAUGAUUGCUAAGAGCUGCCCGAAGUGUCAUUCUCAGGUGGCAGUCGCCUCGAAAUCCUGUAAGUGCGGCCACACGUUCUUCGCGGCGCGGCGCGCGGCCGACGCGCUGCCCGCCGUGGAGGAGAUGCGCCGGCGCACGAGCCGCGUGUGCCGCGCGCAACCGCAGUUCUACGACGCGGUGCAUUACGAGAAACAGAAGAAACGGUCACCUAAAAAGAGAUCCUUGUCGCGGUCAAUAGAUGAAGAAUAUAAAAAGGAAAAGAGUGAAUCAGCGACGGCGCGCGCUCGGCGGCGGCGGGCGCUCCGGCGCGCCGCGCGCGAAGCGCCGCCCGCCGGGGAGCGCCCCCGGGACCCCACGCCGCAACUCCGGCCCGCGCAGCUCGCUACUUGCGCGCUCAUACUACAGGAGAUCAACCGUAAAAUGCAGUGCGUCACGUGGCAGCCGCAGCCUUAGUUCCUGUCGUGCCAACAACGACAACAACGUA
Cydia amplana is the source of this 595-nucleotide messenger RNA. RefSeq names its product UPF0547 protein C16orf87 homolog. The coding region runs from base 97 to 564 and encodes 155 amino acids. The transcript is spliced from 5 exons. NCBI's taxonomy places the organism in Eukaryota, Metazoa, Arthropoda, Insecta, Lepidoptera, Tortricidae. The record is from RefSeq and is a predicted model, not a curated record.